Molecule: messenger RNA, 2728 nt
Organism: Melanotaenia boesemani (Boeseman's rainbowfish)
Lineage: Eukaryota; Metazoa; Chordata; Actinopteri; Atheriniformes; Melanotaeniidae
Gene: slc35g2b
Product: solute carrier family 35 member G2b
Exons: 2
Coding region: 407-1657 (416 amino acids)
Cellular component (GO): membrane
Source: RefSeq, a predicted model, not a curated record
CUCUCUCUCUCUCUCUCUCUCUCUCUCUCUCUCUCUCGAAUGCGAGCGACCCUUAGGUGGGGGUGCAGGGAGCUAAGAGAAGUGACAGUUGCUUUUCUCUUUUACUUCCCCCCACCCUCCCCCUCUUUACCUUCUUCAUCAUCAUCAUCAUCCGCCUCGGCAACAGCAGCUUCAUCGGUAGCACAAGCUGAGACAGAGUCCGUCGACAAGGAAUAAGCUGUGCGCAUCUUCAGGAGGUGCUUCACUUCAGGGGGGGAAGAUGGGGAAAUGGCAGCUGCAGAUCAACAAAUGUAAGGAUCAAGAUAUCCGACAAAAUCUGCUUUUAUGACACAAACCCUGCUUUAUGCAUUAGUAGGAACUAAUUAAAGAACAAAAGACUACCCAGUUUGACGGCCAGAAAAAAAAUAUGGAUAUAUCUUCAUCCUCGCUCCAGUAUGGAUCAAAAAAGCGGGUCAAGAUUCACCCCAACACAGUCACAGUUAAAUAUGCCACUCACUUCCCCCAGCCUGGUGAUGAAGGGUAUGAUGAUGCUCCCUCUUUUGAGGAUUUUGGCACCUUUGCAGAUCCAAAUGUCGGAAAAAGACUGGUGUCUGACACUAAAGGGGGCAGGACUUUCUUUGGAACCAUGGAGACCCAGCCGAAGCAGCCAAGUGUGCCAAGAGACAAGGGUGUCGGAGGCCAGCUGGCAAGCUUCGGUGAAGCGAAUGUGCUGGCGUCCAGAGUGACCUGGAUGGCCCUAUUUGGGGCAGCUGUGGCUCAUGGUUGUGUGGCGCUGAUUACUCGUCUGGCAGCAGACCGUUCUAAAGUUCCCUCCCUUGAGCUACUCUUCAUCCGCUCUGUGAUCCAAGUGCUGUCAAUCCUGGUGGUCCUCUACUACCACGAGGCCCCCUUUGGCCCCAAGGGCUACCGACUUCGUCUCUUCUUCUACGGUGUCUGCAACGUUAUCUCGAUCACUUGCGCCUACACUUCCUUUGCCAUAGUACCGCCCAGUAAUGGCACCAUCAUGUGGCGUGCCUCCACCACAGUCUUCAGUGCAAUACUGGCCUUCCUGCUGCUGGAUGAAAGGCUGGGCUACACAGAUGUAGUCACCGUGGUGGGAAGUGUGUUCGGUCUGUGCCUGGUCAUGGUGCCAAAUAUAGCAGAUGAGGAAAAGUCCAGGCUGGGGUUUUGGAAGGAGGCCUUUGGCUACACAAUGACAGUGAUGGCUGGCUUGACCGCUGCUCUGUCCAUGAUCGUCUACAGAGCCAUCAAGGAGCGCGUUAGUAUGUGGACGGCACUCUUUACCUUCGGCUGGACGGGCACGGUGUGGGGUGCCUCCACCAUGUUUAUCAUGCAGGAACCCAUCAUUCCUCUGGAUGGGGAGACCUGGGGUUAUUUAAUUGGGAUCUGUAUCUGCUCCACUGUUGCAUUCCUCGGAGUCUACUAUGCUCUAAAUAAGUUUCAUCCAGCCUUAGUUAGCACCGUGCAGCACCUCGAAAUCGUGGUUGCCAUGCUUCUGCAGCUCAUUGUGCUGAGAAUGAUCCCAUCUGUGUACGACGUCAUUGGAGGCCUGGUUAUCAUGGUCAGUGUGUUCACUCUGACAGGAGUUAAGCUGUACAGAGUCAGCAGGGCAAUUCGGCAGGAUUAUCAAGAGAUCUUAGACUCGCCUAUUAAAUGAAUUUAAAUAUGUCAGUCUAUUUGUUUACAAUGUUGCUUGGUUGUGCAAUUUAAAGAAUGUCUGGAUCUUCAUCAAAUGGUUUUGUAUUGUGCUGUUGAAAGAGUGCCAGUUGUGUAACUAAUGUCUUAAUAUUUGUGUGUGAAAUAAAAGACAAAUGUAACACAGUGACCACUUCCCUCCAGUAGUGCUGCAUUCAUGUCAGACAGUAUCACAAAGUAAAGUAUGAGUAAAAAAAAAAAGGUAAGAAUUAAUCUAAUUUGUGUCAUUUCCUGUGCUCUAGUAUAUAAAAUCGUAUGGAGCAUGAUGAAUCUGGUUUUCUUUUCUGCAGCAUAAAGCCAUAAUAUGAACAAGGUGUGUAAAUAACUGCUGUCGUUCUGCCAAACUGUGAAAAUGUAAGCCCAGAAAACAUUUAUAAAUUAAAUAAAUUAUUGAACAUGAAUAUAAGAACACAUUUUAAUAUGGUCACUGGUAUUAAUUUUCAAGCCUUAAUCUUUUGCCAGCAAAGAGAGCUAUUUUUUCCAAAUCAUGAUUAUUAGACUAUUAGAUCAAAUCCUUACAAUUAAACAAAGUACUGUCCAAGUAGAUUCUAAGAUUAUUGGCAAAACAAGCAGAAUUAUACUGCUAUCUCACAGCCAUUUAAGUUCAGUCUGCAGUUCUGGCCCUGUCGGCUAGUUGAUACUUAACACUGGUGAUUACUUCCUUGGACAUGGCUUCUGUUUGCUUUCAGAUGCAUGUCAAACUAAUGCCCAGAGGCAGGUGCACUGUAUUGAAUUAAAGUCCCCUUUAACAACGUAAAGCAGUCUGCUUUUUUUAUAUUUGCCGAGUCGGUGGCUCACCAGUGACGUAUACUUUCUCCUUUUAGCAAACCAAGCUUAGAAACGCAGUCUCUGUAAAUUCUCCCCACAGGCAAAGCAACAGUGAUGGCAUGAAAUAAAGACACAAUGAUGAUGAAAAGUGGAUGAAAGAGGACAUGUUGCUAGGUCAGAACUGCAACAAAAGGCUUACUUUGGAAACAGCCCAGCAGGUGGCAUUCAUGAUCUACUGCGGUUCUCUAACAGCCAGCAGUAGAGG